Messenger RNA from Penicillium mononematosum, 306 nucleotides. RefSeq lists its product as uncharacterized. The coding region runs from base 1 to 306 and encodes 101 amino acids. The transcript has 2 exons. The record is from RefSeq and is a predicted model, not a curated record. NCBI's taxonomy places the organism in Eukaryota, Fungi, Ascomycota, Eurotiomycetes, Eurotiales, Aspergillaceae.
AUGCCGUCUACUGGUGCAAUUUCGCUUGCUGAGAUCAUGAGCCACCACCGUGAUCUCUUGGUUCAUCCAAUAUGCUGGACUUCUCGACAUCUGGAGAUGCUGGGAUGCCGGUUUGAACAUAUUGACCACGCGCCUACAUACGACAUCGAGCCUGAGGCAAAUACAUGCCAACCUGUCGAUAAUGGAAAAGUGCUUGAAGAACAGGCGGAGACAAAUCUAUUUCACGAGGAAGGAUUUGCAGAAGGUUCAUUUUCGUUGUGCCCGGAUCUCGACUUCGGAUGCCUCCGUGUACUAUCGCUCUCGUAA